AUGUGUAAUCUGUACAAAGCUGAAAAUGCAGAAUUAUUAUCAGAAAAAGAAAUUAACGAAAUGGCUGUUCAUCUCGAGGAAAAGAAAGCCUGCUAUCAAAGAUUUAACAUCCAUCAGAAAUUAACUUCCAACGAUACGCUCACUGUUAGCUUCGAUCUGCAAAAAGUGCUUAACACUCCUCACGGAGAGAGUAUGUUGUUAUAUUACUCUAGGAAAUACGCCGUUUAUAACUGUACAUUUUAUGAAAGCCAAACCAAAAUAGGACAUUGUUAUAUAUGGGGAGAAAGUGAUGGAAAAAGGGGUGGAAACGAAAUUGCUACUUGUAUUUAUAAAUUCCUCCUAAAAAUUGAUGAGCGUCCUAUUAGAAAUGUUUUAUUCUAUUGCGACUCCUGUCCUAGGCAGAACAAAAACAAAAUAGUUCUCACAGCUAUACACUACUUUUUACAGAAUUCCAACAACAUAGAAGUGGUACAAAUAAAUUAUUUAUUACCUGGGCAUACUUAUAUGCCUGUGGAUUCAAUGCAUGCAGUGAUUGAACGUGAGGUUAAACGAAUUAUUGUUUGGAGUCCAAGUCAAUGGCCGACAUACAUAGAAUCUGCAAGAAAACGUCCUGAACCAUACAAAAUUAAUGUUUUGGAGUACUCCGAUUUUAUUAAGUGGGACAGCUUGGUUUCUGAAAAAUUUACCAUUAUGUCCCAAAAGCAAAUACAGCUAAAAGCUAUGCGCAUUGUCACAUUUAAGAAAAAAAACGCUAAAAGCAUGGAAGUCAAAUAUUCAAUGAGCAAAAACGAAGAAGCUCAUGUAGUAACAUUAUAUGAUGAAUAUAAAGGAAGAAGGUCAAAAGGAAAAGGCAAAAAAACAAAAAGACCAAACCAAGAUCUUACAGGUGCCGUCGGAGUAGAAGAUCCUACUAAUAUUAGUUUACCAAGACUUUAUGACAAACCUAACCCUAUAUCAAUCACCAAAUAUAACGAUUUAAAACGUUUAUGUACUAACGGAACUAUACCAAAGCGUUUUCAUAAAGAAUAUUUAGAUCUACCAUCUUUAGCAACGGUUAAAGACAUUCUUCCUGAAACAGACGAGGAAGACGACAUCGACACAAUUAAUAGUUAA
Messenger RNA from Diatraea saccharalis (sugarcane borer), 1113 nucleotides. NCBI's taxonomy places the organism in Eukaryota, Metazoa, Arthropoda, Insecta, Lepidoptera, Crambidae. The record is from the annotation of a GenBank genome assembly.